GAGUGGAGAGCAUCCCGUUGGCAGCAAUUUGUGAGGCAGAGAUAGGAUGUACUACUGCUGGGGGGAUAACUCCUUCAGGCAGCUGGGCAUCAACGCAGGGCGGAGGGCCAGCCCUGGGGUGGUGAGAUGCCGGGAGGGAGCCAGCCUAGGCGGCCAGCAGAUAGUUCAGGCUGCUUGCGGGGAGCGCCACUCGCUACUGCUGCUGGCCGACGGCACUGUCUGGUCCUGUGGGAACAACAAUUACGGACAACUGGGCAGGAAUAACCUCAGGAAGUCUAAGAAACCAGCACCAAUUCAGGCACUGGAAACCCAGGUAGUUGUUUUUGUCAGCUGUGGAAAAGAACACUCCUUGGCCAUUUGUAAAACAGGAAGGAUCUACUCCUGGGGAUCUGGUUCUAGAGGACAGCUGGGCAUCAAAGAAUUUAAGGAUCAAUGUUCUAUACCAAAGAAUAUUGAAGCUCUUUCCAGGGAAAAAAUAAUACAAGUUUCUUGUGGACAUUAUCAUUCCAUAGCCUUGACACAAGAUAGCAAAGUAUUUUCAUGGGGAGAUAAUGAUUAUGGUCAACUAGGACUGGGGAAAAAUUUUCCCUCCCAAGCCAGCCCUCAGAGGGUGAAAUCUCUUGAUGGUAUUCCUCUGGCUCAGGUUGCAGCAGGAGGGUCUCACAGCUUUGCCCUAUCUCUAUCCGGUACUUCAUAUGGCUGGGGAAGGAACAAGGAAGGCCAGCUGGCCCUCAGUGGCAAGAAUGCAUCAGUAGAGAAAAGCUACAAACCUCAUUCCAUUGGUGAACUGAAGAGGUUUCAUGUGACAUACAUCAGCUGUGGUGAUGAACAUACAGCUGCUCUCACCCAGGAUGGUAAAGUGUUAACAUUUGGAAGCAAUAACUCUGGACAACUGGGACAUGGACUGAUUUCUAAGACGAGGGUUCCUCAGAUUGUAGAGUCAGCUGAUUUAUUUUCUCAAAUAGCUUGUGGAAGUUAUCAUACUCUUGCAUAUGCCUACACCUCUGGCCAGGUACUUUCUUUUGGUUGUGGAUCUCAAAGACAUUUGAACAACUCUUUGCAGCAAGGCAGCCUAGAACAGAACUUCAAUAUUAGCAACUUGAUUUCUUCCAAUGACUUUACAGGUGUUCGAGUAAAAGAUAUUUUUGCUGGAGCAAAUUCCAAUUUUGUGACCACCAUCCAGUCGGAGGAUGUUAGUUCUUCGUGUGCCACUGGAAGAAGCCUACAGCAAAUCAGCCAGAUUAACCAAACCCUGAUUAGGAAAUGGACCACAGUGAAAAUUGGAAGUGAAGAACAUGAGGAGUCAAUAAGGGAGAUUCAUGAGAUAUUUUCACAUCCUGCAUGUCUGACUGCUAGUUUUUUGAAGAAAAGAAUUGACAUCACUAUUCCUAAUGAUGUUGACCUACAAAUGACAAGAAAUGUCUUUGAUAAAUUAAUCCGGAAGAACUGGAUUACAAGAACGAUAACUACCUGUCUCAGAGAUAAUACACUCAAGGUCCUUCCACUGGAUUCUCCACAUCAGGAAGCUUUAUUAGUUUUCCUUCUACUCCCAGAAUGUCCUGUAAUGCGUAAACUUGAGAACUGGCGAUCUCUAGUGAUGCCAUUUGCACAAGCUGUUUGUAAAAUGAGUGAUCGGUCAUCAAAAGUUCUGGAGAAUUGUUGGGCAUCAAUGGAGAAAUCCUCUUUCAAAUCAUUGAUUGAGCUGCUUAAACAAACCAUGUGCUUUCAAAUACUAUUUUGUUCUAACAAUAUCCAGGACCAUUAUCAUAACAAAGCUCUCCUUGAAAUGAUGAAAAAGCUUUACAAGGUAAACAAGAAGGCUAAAUCUAAAGUUCCAGAGAAUACAUUCCACAUCGGUGAACUUUGUCAUCUGUUUAAUUUUGAGGAAGACCUGGAAAAAUGGCAUUAUUUCAAAAUACUACCUUCUGAAGAUGAAGCUAACAAUCCUGCCAUAUUUGUUCAUUUUCCGUUUAUCUUUGAUCUGCCUUCCAAAAUUAAAAUUCUGCGUUUAAAUUCAUUAAUAAAUAAUCAGGUUGCAAUAUGUAUAACUGAAAGUGAUCGCCUUGCAGACUAUAUACUAAACCAAAGACCUGAACUAGCCAUAACACAUCAACUUCUACUCAAUGUCAGACGGAGUCAUCUGGUUGAGGAUACCCUGCGUCAAUUAAGCAAAGUUGUAGACAACGAUCUUAGGAAGGAAUUAUGGGUCUCAUUUACUGAAGAAAUUGGUUUUGACCUUGGAGGGGUCAGAAAAGAAUUUUUCCAUGAUGUGUUUAAAGAGAUGAUCCACCCAAAAUAUGAGAUGUUUAUGUAUUGUGAAAAAUCUUCCCUAAUGUGGUUCCCUCCCAGUCCUAAAUUUGAAGAGAAAAGUUAUUUUCUCUUUGGAAUACUGUGUGGCCUCUCCAUAGCCAAUGGCAAUGUUGCCAACCUUCCUUUUCCACUAGCUCUCUACAAGAAACUUUUGAAUCAAGAUCUCUCACUGGAAGAUUUACAAGAGCUGAGUCCUAAAUUCGACCAGUUGAAAUUACUUCUAGAUGAAAAUGCCAAAAACAUAGAAGAUUGUGACAUGAAUUUUUCGAUACACUGGGCUGGAAAAAAUGUAGACCUAAUUCCAAAUGGAAGCUCUAUACUUGUGAACAAAUCCAACAAGGAAGAUUUUGUUUCCAAAUAUAUCAAUUAUAUCUUCAACACAUCUGUGGAAAAGAUUUAUAAAGAAUUUGAAAGGGGAUUCUACAAAGUCUGCGAAAGAGAGAUACUCAACAUUUUCCAGCCUGAGGAACUCAGGGAAGUAAUGACGGGAAACCCAGAAUAUGACUGGAAAAAAUUUGAAGAGAAUUCAGAAUAUCACUGUGGCUACUCCAAGUCACAUCCUACCAUUAGAAUGUUCUGGAAUGCUUUCCAUAGAUUGUCUCUGGAAAAGAAGAAGAAAUUCCUCCUGUUUCUUACAGGAAGUGACAGAUUUCAAGCACAAGGAGUAGAGAAUUUGGGAAUUAAAUUUGUCUGCCCUGACUCUUCAAGGGAAGAAGAUCCUCCAAAAGCAAAAACCUGUUUUAAUAUUCUAUACCUCCCAAAAUAUUCUACAAGGAAAAGAAUGGAAGAAGCCCUUCAAAUAGCAAUCAGAAACAACAAAGGAUUUAUCCAUUUGACUUAGAAUCCAAACAUUUGAGAAAAAAGGGGAAAUAGGAACUGAAAAUGCACAGGAAAAUGACCACAUUGCUAGUGGAAACAUAAUUGUAAUGAAAAAUUACAUGCUUCAUUCCAGUUAUUAUUAUACCAUUAGCAUUUAAUGCAGUGCUUUUGAUGUAAAUAAGAUGAAAUGAGAUGAUAUCAAUAUAAAAAGGAGUAAUUAUAGGAAUUGAUUCAAGGAAGGACUAGCUCAGAAGAAGAAGAGACAAAAAGUAGAGUCUGAAGAAGUAUUCAGAUAGAGGAUCUGGAUAGAAGAGUGAAAUGUUCUUAGAGAUCUGCCUUGAGUGAAGAAGGUAGUGCUGGAAGUAAAUUCAUGUAGGAUAAGGAGGUUAGCCUGUUUUUGUCUUGUGCAAAAAAUUACUUUUUAGGUGUGAGAUUUUUGUCUUGGUUUGUUCUUUGUCUUUGCCACAUAUUCAUCUCAAAUGAUUAUAUAUAAUCACAGAUCAUUAGCAUAUUUAUAUUACUGAAACAUUAUGAUUAAAAACUUAAUGGUGUAA
This is a messenger RNA of Antechinus flavipes (yellow-footed antechinus), 3683 nucleotides long. Its product is annotated as probable E3 ubiquitin-protein ligase HERC6. Gene Ontology annotation, biological process: ubiquitin-dependent protein catabolic process; protein ubiquitination. The transcript has 23 exons. Gene Ontology annotation, molecular function: ubiquitin protein ligase activity. The coding region runs from base 47 to 3151 and encodes 1034 amino acids. Lineage: Eukaryota; Metazoa; Chordata; Mammalia; Dasyuromorphia; Dasyuridae. The record is from RefSeq and is a predicted model, not a curated record.